Molecule: messenger RNA, 1221 nt
Organism: Exophiala spinifera
Lineage: Eukaryota; Fungi; Ascomycota; Eurotiomycetes; Chaetothyriales; Herpotrichiellaceae
Exons: 1
Coding region: 1-1221 (406 amino acids)
Source: RefSeq, a predicted model, not a curated record
AUGGCCCUUGACACCAAGGAGGCAGCUAUCUUCUCCAUGACUCCUCCACCCAGCGAAUUUGACGAAUUCGAUAAGAGUGGCCUGCUUACCUGCUCACCUGCUCACCCUGUCUUUACCUACCCUUCGCCGACUCCUUCAAGUAGAGACCACGCUUCAUCGGUCUCUUCAGAAUCACUAUUCAUGCUACCUGGCAUGUCUUCGAUGUCUGCCGAGCAUCAAUCCCACGACCUUCAACAUCUACCCUUCGAGGACGCCACUACGUCCGAUUCAGCUUCUUUUUUCUCUCUUCCGCCCGUCACUGAUCCUGCCAUGGCAUUUCCCGGGACCUCGACUUCUGGUGCCGGUGCGACUUCGUACGAUUUGUAUGAGCAGAACAACUGGUACGGUUUCCCCAACUACUCUCAACCGCAUCCCAUCAUGUCAUACGACCCAUCCCAUUCGACUCCCUUUAACGGCUAUGGUGGGCAUUCGACGCAGCCGUCUUUGGCCAAUAUCAUUCCCCCUACCCCUCAGGAUAUACAACCCACUCCUUUCGACUUCAAUGCACCAUCACUUGGGGGGGCAAAUGGCCACUUGGUCGCCUCGCCAUCGUUCUCUCACAUCUCUCAGCCCAGCCGGAGUAGCAUCUCCUCACUGUCACGGUCGUGUAGCCCCAAUCCGCCCGUUUCCAAAUCCAUCUCGGGAGACUCCACCAUGCUCCGACCUCCUGUCCGAUCACACUCAACCUCUUCAAAUUCUUCUCUACACCAAUAUGGCAUUCCAGUAACAGACGCACCGUCCAUGAUUCAUGGUGGAAUGUCCCCUUCAUCGGCAGGUUCGCCUGGUGGUACACAAGCCUGGCGAUGUGCCUACCCUGGAUGCACAUCUCGCGCAACCUUCACACGAGGGUGCGACCUACGCAAGCACUACAACAGGCACAGCAAACACCUGUACUGCCGUGUUGACGGAUGUCCUCAGAGCGAAGCUGCUGCGGCCGCCCGAGCUAAAUCGGUCGAGCAACCUCUCGGCGGAGGCUUCUCCAGCAAAAAGGACCGGGCUCGCCACGAGGCCAAGCACAGCCCCAGCAUCAAAUGUGAAUGGAGAGGUUCAGAUGGUGAAGAGUGCCCUCGCGUCUUCUCCCGCAUGGACAACAUGAAAGACCACGUCAGGAGGAUACACCUCAAAGAACAUGGCCACCAGUCACAAAAACCUGGCCCCGUUCGAAGUUCAGGUCGAAAGUGA